AUGCUUCAAGUUGUAAGUGACUUGGAAGGGGACAAAGCUCCAGAUUUGGAUGGGUUUACUGCGUUUUAUCAUCAUUGUUGGAGAGUAAUGGAGAAAGACGUCCUAGCGGUCUUUGAAGAGUUUUUUCAACAUUGUAAGUUUGAAAAAUCCCUUAAUGCUACCUUCAUUGCAUUAAUUCCUAAAAAGAAUGAUGCCUCUAAUAUUAGAGAUUUCUACCCUAUUAGCUUGGUGGGGAGUGUGUAUAAAAUCUUGGCUAAGGUCUUGGCAAAUCGUUUAAGAGUUGUUUUAGAUCAAUUGAUCUCUGAGACUCAGAAUAGCUUUGUGGGUGGGAGACAAAUCCUUGACUCGGCUCUUAUUGCGAAUGAGUGUGUGGAUAGCCGAGGGAAGAGUAGGGUUCCUGGAGUCAUUUGUAAACUUGAUAUUGAGAAAGCCUACGAUCAUAUAAAGGGGUUUGAGACAAGGGGAUCCGCUAUCUCCUAUGCUGUUUUUGAUCAUGAUAGAGAUGUGGAGCAAAUUCUUCAUAUUCAGUUGUUGUUACUUAGUUUUCAGGCGGUAACAAGUUUGAUGGUCAAUGUGCACAAGAGUGAAAUGGUUCCAAUAGGGGAGGUUGUUGAUGUGCAUGUCUGGGCUGAAAUUUUAGGCUGCAGAGUUGGAACUUUGCCUAUGUCUUAUCUUGGCAUGCCGUUGGGGGCUUCACAUAAUUCCCCUUCAAUUUGGAAUCCAAUUUUGGAAAAAAUUGAGUGGAAAUUAACCGGGUGGAAGAAGUUGUAUUUGUCUAAGGGGGGUCGAUUGAUGUUUCUCAAGAGUACGCUAUCUAGUCUUCCUACUUAUUUUCUAUCGUUAUUCACCAUUCCUACUCAUGUAGCUAAUAAAAUUGAAAAGUUGCAAAGGGACUUUCUAUGGGGUGAUAACAAGACUCAUCUGGUAGGAUGGGAUAAAGUUUGUGCGCCUAUAGCCAAUGGUGGCUUGGGGAUAAGGAAACUUACUACUUUCAAUAAGGCCUUAUUGGGGAAAUGGUUGGGGCGGUUUGGGAAGGAAGAGGAUCAGUUAUGGAGGAGGGUGGUAACUUCAAAAUAUGGGGAAGAAUGGGGGGGGAUGGACCUCAAAGCUGGGUAG
Messenger RNA from Quercus robur (English oak), 1116 nucleotides. RefSeq lists its product as uncharacterized. The record is from RefSeq and is a predicted model, not a curated record. Lineage: Eukaryota; Viridiplantae; Streptophyta; Magnoliopsida; Fagales; Fagaceae. Bases 1 to 1116 code for a protein of 371 amino acids. The transcript has 3 exons.